Messenger RNA from Cylindrotheca closterium, 2892 nucleotides. Lineage: Eukaryota; Bacillariophyta; Bacillariophyceae; Bacillariales; Bacillariaceae. The record is from the annotation of a GenBank genome assembly.
AUGGGCUUGGAUAUCCAAUUUUCAAACGGACAAGUCAAAUGGAUAGACAAGUUCAUUCCAAUGAAAGCUCCAGAUCAUUGGCAAAAUCACACCAACUACUCAAUGGCAUUGGAUUGCGAUGUUCUGGAUAUCUACAAUGAUGAUGAUGCUGAUGAUGCCUUUAUCAUGGAUGCGAAAUAUGAAGCUACUUCAGGUGCUGAAGUUGCUGACAAGCAAAAGCAUCUAACUGAAGAUCAGCGCAAACUUUUGGCUCAAGCGUUGCAGAAUACAGACAAGAUUUUUGAUGGUCAACUCGGCCAUUACAAGCAUGAGAAGGUUCAUUUGGAGCUCAUUGAGAAUGCGCAACCCGUGUUUUCAAAAGCGUAUUCUGUGCCGAAGCAACAUGAACCUGCAUUCCUCAAAGAGUUGAAACAUCUACAAGAGAUUGGAGUCCUUGAACGAACAGGACCGUUAGAAUGGGCGUCGCCAACAUUCAUCAUUCCAAAGAAGGACGGUAGGGUGCGAUGGAUCAGCGAUCUCCGACAGCUGAACAAGAAUGUCAAGCGUAAAGUAUACCCCUUGCCUUUAAUUGAUGACAUUGUUGCGCGUCAUUCUGGCUACAAGUAUUUCACAAAACUUGAUCUCACAAUGAUGUAUUAUUCUUUUGAAUUGGAUGAGCCGAGCAAAAAACUUUGCACGAUCAAUACCCAGUACGGUUUGUACCAAUACAACCGAAUGGCAAUGGGAUUGAAACCGGCUCCUGAUUUUGCCCAAUACUAUAUCGAAAAAACUCUACGCGACCUAAAAGAAAAAGGUGUUGAAAUUUAUAUUGACAAUGUUGGCCUGUUCUCCAAUUCCUACAAAGAAAAUAUGGCCUUGAUCCAAGAAGUGUUGCAGCGACUACAAGCUGCUGGGUUCAAGAUCAAUCCCUUGAAGUGCGAGUGGUGUGUCCAAGAAACUGAUUUCUUGGGCCAUUGGUUGGCUCCUGAAGGUGUCAAGCCGUGGAAGAAAAAGAUUGAUGCCAUCCUCAAGGUGUCAGCGCCUAUGAAUGUAACAGAAUUGCAGCUCACAGGCAAAGGAAUGUUUGAAUGGACUGAUGAAUGUGCAAAAGCAUUUGCUGAAAUGAAAGCUAUCAUGGCUAGCGAUUUAAUGAUGCGCUACCCCAAUCCAAACAAACCCUUUGAAAUCUAUACUGAUGCGUCUGACUACCAGAUGGGCGCUGUAAUCAUGCAAGAAGGUAAACCAGUCGCCUACUGGAGUCGUAAGCUCAAUGCUGCACAGCGCAAUUACUCUGUGAUGGAAAAAGAAAUGUUGGCUGUUGUACAUUGUUUAAAGGAAUUUCGGUCUAUGGUAUAUGGUGCCAAAUUAACUAUUUUUACUGAUCAUAAAAAUCUCACCAUGCAAACGUUGAACACACAACGAGUUCUUCGUUGGCGUAUGUUUGUUGAAGAAUUCGGCCCCAAUUUCGUCUAUUUGCCUGGAAAAGAUAACGCGAUUGCUGACUGCUUCUCUCGGCUUCCGCGAAUGGAGAAGCCGUCUGAAGGGAAGAGCCCAAAUAAGGGUAAAUUGAUUGCGUUUGAUAAAUUACAGGUUUCUGUUGAUCCUGAAGACAAAAUCUACACGUUUGAAGAUAAUGUUCUUGUAAAAGAAAAUGAUUUGAUUACGCCACCAACAGAAGCCGAGUUCAACAGUACUUUUCGAUGUCAGUUCUCCUGUUGCCGAGAUGGAGAUACUCAUGAACACCUGACCAUUGACGACAUUGAAAUGGAAGAGUCCUUUUUGAAUCAUCCUCCUCUACAAACGAUGCCAAACCCAAUCACAAUGCCAAACAUUCAACAACAUCAAACUCAAGAUCAACUGCUCAUGCAACGAGCUCAACGCGAUGCACAGCACUACCAGAUCACGACAAUUGACGAGCGACUCAUCAUCACCUAUCAAAUCGAUCCUGCACGUCAAGAUGAUUGGAGAAUUUACUUGCCUUUGAGUUUGGUUGAUGAUGUGAUCACCUGGUAUCACCUUGUGCUUGGACACAGAGGAAAAACGUCAAUGUAUGCUACGAUUGCAAAGCGAUUCUACUCUCCUGGAUUGAAGCAACGAAUUGAACGAUUCAAUUGUGAAAUUUGCCAACUCAAUAAAGCGGCAAAUGUUCAAUACGGACAGUUACCUGAACAACACGCGGAUUUGGUUCCAUGGUUCUCCGUUGCUGUUGAUUUGAUUGGUCCAUGGAAAAUUGACGUCAACGGUAGAGAACUUGAAUUCAACGCGUUGACUUGUAUUGAUCUCGUGACAAAUCUCACUGAACUUGCUUUUAUCGAGAAUAAAACUGCAACACACGUAGCAAGCGUGUUCGAAAUGCUGUGGCUGUCGCGAUACCCGAGACCAUACAAAUGUAUUCACGAUCACGGAGGCGAAUUCAUUGGCGAAGCCUUUCAAGCAAAACUUGCUACUUGGGGAAUCCAUGAUGGCGGAACCACUAGCAAGAAUGCGACUGCAAAUGCGAUCUUUGCUGUUGAAGAAGUCAAGCGAGCUCUUGCUGCUUGCAACCAUGCAAUGAGAUGUGCUGUAUCGACAGCUUUGAUGAACAAUACUCCUGGUGAGACUGUGUUUCAUCGUGACAUGCUACUAAACAUUCCUGUGAUUGUCGACCUACUUUCUAUGCAGCAAAAGAGACAGUACAAGAUCAAUGAAAACUUGAGGAGACAGAACGCGAAGCGAAAAGAAUUUGAUUACAGAAUUGGUGGAGAAGUUUUGAUCAAGAAUACUGAUGGACGGAAGUUGGAUCCGAAGUACAGAGGUCCGUAUCCUAUUACAAAUGUUUACAAUAAUGGUACAGUGGAAAUUCAGCGCACAGAUGCGAUCGAACCACCUCUGAAGUUGAAUGGAGGAUCAAGUGGAUGUAAGGACGCCUUGUGA